GCAUUCUUUGAAUCGUAAAUAACGUUGACCUCGACAGAACAGCAGAAGAAAGCAUUUUUAACGUGCAUGUUAUUUUUUGAGGUUCUUACAAGGAUUGUCUAUUCAAAAAACCAAAGCGACCUUAGCCAACCAGCAUCGCUGCCAAGAUGGCGGAAAAUUUCAACGGUUUGAAUUAGGGUUGUUUACGUUCAGAUUUAAACAAUACAAACAUGAACAGCAGUGCAAAAAAACCUCUAGUCAAACAACGAACAGUCUACGCGUCUGAAAAAGGAAUGGCGAGCUCUGGUCUAGCUAAUAAACGAGUAUCUUUUGAGCGGGAACUCGCGGAUUCGGACGAGGAAAAUUUCCCAGGCAAACAUAACACAGGAUCAAAGGAAAGUGGGAAUGACGAUCUAUUGGAUAUGUUUCGAAAUGAACUAGCUAAUACUUCUGAGGAUGAUGGUGAUGAUGAUGUGUACAUGAAAGAGAGAAAACAGUCGAGGGAGUUAAAAAAAGGUGAGAGGCAGAGGAUGAUGACAGAAGGUGAUCAUGAGCCUCCAAAACCCUCACCCCGGUCAUCAAAACAGCAUUCUCUUGAUGAUGGCGACGACUUGUCACCCAGAGCAAAGCCCAGACCACUCCCUCGGGCGACGUCAAAUACUAGCAGUGGAAGAAAUAGCUCUUACAAAAGUGGAAGCAGAGAAAGAUCGAUAAGCGUUAGACAAGACUCCAUGGUACAUUCAGACAGUGAUGAGGAUGUAAGGGUUUCAAAUAGAAUUAGAUCAAAAUCACUUGAAAAAAGUAAACAAAAGCCUAUCUCCCCAAUUCCUAGAACCAAGGAAUCGCUGCAACACCCCGUUUAUGAAUCCCAAAAUUUACGAAGGAAACACAUAAUUAGUGAUGAUGAUAGUGAUGAUGAUGUUAUUGAUAGAAAAAAAGAACUUUCGAAGUCUGAAAUGAAAAAGAAAGCCACUCCCCCAGUACCAAAAGAAAGAAAACAUUUACAAGCACAAGAAGAGGAUAGAAAACAAAAAAAUCAUUUUAGUAAUAGAGUAUCCAAAGGACUAUCAAAUGGUAUCAGUGAUGAUGAGGAUGACGAAGAUUCUCAUCAUCACAGUAGUAGAGCUACAGAAAAAUUAAAAAAUAGGAGGAAUGAAGAAGAGAGGUUUGCUGUGUCGAGAAAAACAAACUUAAAGGAUGAAAAAGAAAAUGAAAAAUCGCAACUGGAGAAGCCAGUCCCAUCCCCGCGUGGCCAUAAAACAUCUGGCCCUCUUCACAAUAAGAGAGACGCAAGGUACGAAGAGGAAAGCGAUGACGAUGGGGAGGACGUGAUAGCUAGGAGAAGGCAAAACCAACGCGUUAGUAAUGGAACAACAGACUUCAAAAGAACUGGAAAGUCGACUAUAGAAGAUAGUGAUGAAGAGAUUCCGACUCGAAGGAAGAAAGAAGACGACCAUUCACUAGACUCAUUCAAAUCCAAGUUAGGCUUUAAAGAGCGUUCGGAUAAUAAAGAUAAAUUUUCAGAGGAUAAAGACGACAAGUUAAUCAAGGACGACAAAAGUGGCAGGCUUACAGCGGGCAGUUUUACAAAGAAAUCCAAGCUUAGUUAUCUGGAAAGCACAGAAGAGGAGGAAGACGACGAUAUUGUACCCCGGGAGGGUAAAAAAGAGGCAUCACGGACAGAAGAAAAAAUGAAGCUUAAAUCAAAGCUAAGUUACCUGGGAAGCACAGAAGACGAAGAUGAGAAAGACGGUGCUGUGGACAAUCGAGAACGAGAGCAGGGCAAAAAAGGUCGUUUGAAGAGCCCUCUUCCUAGAGAACGGCGUCGUCAGGAUGAGGUGCUCGAUAGAGGGGAAGGCAUGGAGCGCGGAUGCAAGUCCCCUCACGCGAAUCGUAGAACAAAAUUUGCACAUUCUGACGACGAAAGCGAAGAGGAAUACACGUCGCGAAGGAGAGGAGUCGGGUCGAAGGGUGAUACAGCAGAGAACAGCAUGCGUCGUAAGCCUAAACCUUCACCAAGGACUAAAGGGAUUCUGGCCACUCAAGGUCGCUCAGAUUCUACAAAAAAGAGUGGCAGAGGAAUCACACCCGAGAGGCAGGAACCAAAUAAAGAGGCUCGGCGUGUCACACCUGGGAGCCAAGGGUCGACUAGAGAAGCGAGCUACGCCAGAUCACGGACCCCAGAGUGGGAAUCCGAGGAUGAGGCGACAUUUGGUACCCAUCAUAAAGGAUAUCUGCAAUCACGGGGCGUGUCCACUCCUAGCAAGCGCGGCCCCAUGCGGGCGGACAGGGGCAUUAGCGAGAUGACCAAAUCCCCCCAUCUUCAGCAAGCAGUAAAGCCGCGCAUGCGUGAAGAGUGCGUGGACGACUUCUCGCCACGGUACAAGACCAUGGGGAGGUCUUCAUCGCUGUCGAGCUUGAGGGGGGAGGCGGAGACGGAGCGAUACGAGAGACGCGGCAGCCUGGAUACCGUGUCCAUACGGCAGACCGUGUACGAUAACUGGUUAUCCCGGAAAAACCAGACCAUCAAGAAGGAGCUGACCAAGAAACAGCUGGAAAAACAGAAACAGGAGGAGAAAGCCAGAGAGGAAAAGGAGAGAAAACAGAGUGCCAAGCUUGCGUUCCAGUCUUGGAACCAGCAGAAAGAGGAAACUUUGAAAGAGAAACAAGAAAGAUUGAAAGCAAAGAAGAAAGAAGAGGAAGAGAAGGAACUUGAAAAACGAUCAAAAACGAAAGACGCCAAGAAGUACUUCGAGUCGUGGAAAAGCAAGAAAGACGAAGAGUUGAAGGAGGCCCACCGUGCUAAAAUGCAGGAACUCAAAAAACAAAAACAGAAAGAAGAAGAGGAGAAGCAAGACAAGACACUUUCGUCCAAGAAAUCUUUUGAGAACUGGAAAGCCAAGAAGGAUGAAUACUUAAAGAAAGAAUUAAAAGAAAAGAAGAAGAGGGAGAAAACAGAGAAAGAAAAACAAGAAGAGGAAAAGUACGAGAAGACAAUCAAGAGUGCGGACGAGUUCCAGAAAUGGGUGGAGAGUAAAGGGAAGCCACGACACGCCCCGCCGCCUCCCACACUUACACAGAGAGCAUGGGUUCCUGGCAGUCGGCACACGGCAGAUUGCAUCCCGGGCCAGGUACAGCCUGUCAUCCAAGCGCCGACACCCACCCGCGCACGGACGCUGUCUGGAUUCUAUCGAUUCGCCAACACAAAGAAUUAUGGUUAUUGAAGAAUACAUCUACAGCCUCUCAUUGAAACUACAAAACAUCACCCAAUCCAUAAGGCUCACACAACAGAACAAUUUUAAAAUGUCUGUAUCUUAUUUGAACUAGAUUUUAAUUUUAACAAAUGUACAAUAAAUGUUUUGUUUCUUGUUA
Molecule: messenger RNA, 3351 nt
Organism: Nematostella vectensis (starlet sea anemone)
Lineage: Eukaryota; Metazoa; Cnidaria; Anthozoa; Actiniaria; Edwardsiidae
Product: microtubule-associated protein 9
Exons: 7
Coding region: 210-3203 (997 amino acids)
Biological process (GO): regulation of mitotic cytokinesis; mitotic cytokinesis; mitotic spindle assembly
Cellular component (GO): astral microtubule
Molecular function (GO): microtubule binding
Source: RefSeq, a predicted model, not a curated record